Messenger RNA from Manihot esculenta (cassava), 1251 nucleotides. RefSeq names its product auxin efflux carrier component 5. Gene Ontology annotation, molecular function: auxin efflux transmembrane transporter activity. Lineage: Eukaryota; Viridiplantae; Streptophyta; Magnoliopsida; Malpighiales; Euphorbiaceae. The record is from RefSeq and is a predicted model, not a curated record. Gene Ontology annotation, biological process: auxin polar transport; auxin export across the plasma membrane. The transcript has 5 exons. The coding region runs from base 167 to 1237 and encodes 356 amino acids. Gene Ontology annotation, cellular component: endoplasmic reticulum; plasma membrane.
UGAUGACCUCUUUGCUCUUGCAUGAAUAUAAAUACGUAAACCUCGCUAGUUUCUUCAUACUACUUGUCAAAAUCCUAAAUAAGGGAAGGGUAGGGUUGGCUCUUUCAACAGGGUUGACGUAUCUUGAAGAAAGAGUUCUUUUUUUUUUUUUUUUGCUGCUAGAAAAAUGAUAGGAUGGGAAGAUGUUUAUAAGGUGGUGGUAGCCAUGGUACCACUGUAUGUAGCCCUAGUUUUAGGAUAUGGAUCUGUAAGGUGGUGGAAAAUUUUUACACCUGAACAGUGUGGAGCUGUGAAUAAAUUUGUUUGUUUCUUCACUCUUCCUCUUUUCACCUUUGAAUUCACAGCCCAUGUUGAUCCUUUCAAAAUGAAUUAUCUAUUCAUCGGUGCAGAUGCUAUAUCUAAGUUGAUAAUUGUGGUGGUGCUUGGUUUUUGGGCUAACUGUAGUAGCAAAGGCAGCUACACAUGGUCCAUUACAAGCUUCUCUCUGUGUUCCUUAACUAAUUCUCUUGUCGUGGGUGUGCCUCUGAUGAAGGCCAUGUACGGGCAAAUGGCAGUUGAUCUUGUGGUUCAAUCAUCUGUCAUUCAAUCCAUAAUUUGGCUUACCGUUUUGUUGUUUGUAUUAGAAUUUAGAAGAUCGAGACUUGACGUUUCUUCUUGUAAUAAUACUGAUACUGACAAUUUACAGAAGGAUUUAGAGGGAAGUAAUUGUAGUGUAGAUCAUAAUAACAGUAAUAGGCCUGCUUCUUUCUGGGUUUUAAUGAAGGUGGUGUGGAUCAAAUUGGCUAUGAAUCCCAAUUUAUAUGCCUGCAUCAUUGCCCUUUUUUGGGCUUUUAUAUCAAACAGGUGGCAUUUUGAAAUGCCAAGCAUCAUGGAGGGAUCUGUAUUGAUUAUGUCAAAGGCUGGCACUGGCACUGCCAUGUUUAGCAUGGGGAUCUUCAUGGCUUUGCAAGAAAAGUUUAUCGCUUGUGGAACAGGGCUAACUGUGAUGGGAAUGGUUCUGAGAUUCAUUGUUGGACCUGCAGCCAUGGCUAUUGGUUGUAUUGCUGUGGGUUUGCAUGGUGAUGUUCUACGAGUUGCUAUCAUUCAGGCAGCAUUGCCACAAUCCAUUACAUCCUUCAUAUUUGCUAAAGAAUAUGGAUUGCAUGCAGAGGUUUUAAGCACAGCUGUGAUAUUUGGCACCGCGGCAUCGCUUCCGGUGUUAAUUGCUUAUUAUGCCAUGUUAGAGUUUACACGUUAAUAUAUUUUAAAUGA